GCACAUUGCACAGGUUUCCACGUUGCAUGUAGAAAGCCGCAUCUUUAUUACGUUUAACUAUACAUUCAGUGAAUUUAAGGAGUUAUUUUUAGUGCCGAACCAUAGAUACACCGGAGUAGCUGAAUGGUAUUGACAAGUAAACUGCAUAAGUGAAACCAUGGAGAGUUAGUACAGGCUAAAAGGCUAAAUGCCACCAAAAAUCCACUGAGAUACGUCUCCACAUAAGGAGAAAUUUACAAACAGUCCCAUAGAACAGAGGAGUACAGCCAUGGCAGGCAAGGGUCGUGGAGUGGGGGCCUUUACCUUUAACAUCGAGGCUCUAGGCAUCGGCAGGGGUAGCAUGCCAGAUUCCAGGGUGGGGCCCAUGCCGCUGUUUCCAAACAUAGACUUUAAGCCGGUUCCGCUGAAAGCUGGUGAGGAAGAGGACUACAUGCUGGCUUUGAAACAGGAAAUGAGGGGAACGAUGCAACAGCUACCUCACAACAUCAAGUGUCAUGCCAAUAAAGCAGAAGUGGAGAGAUACACGGAGAGAUACCUGAAGCAACGCCAGUUAGAUGAUGCAAACUGGACUCCAGACUGGAGCCUCCUCCCAAAAGAAUUGAUGCCACAAAAGAAAAAAGUUGUUAAACCAGUCAAAAAGAAGAAAGCUGUGAAGAUUUCACGCAAAGAAACGGAGGCUAUGCUGACAAAAUUAGAUGAACUGGAAAAGAAAGAUGACGGGAACCCUGAGAAAUCGGAUGAUGAGACCGAAAAGAAAAAAGUGAAUGAGGGAGAGGAGGAGGAAGAAAUUGAAGCGGAAGAAUAUGAUGAAGAAGAUGUUGAAGAGGAAAACGACUACAUUGACAGCUAUUUUGACAAUGGCGAAGAUUUUGGUGGUGCCGGCAGUGAUGAGAACGUGGAUGGCGAGGGAACAUACUGAAAGAAGUGUGACUCAACCACGAAGACUGGGUUAAAGUAAACAAUCAUUGAGUGAUUGUUUCUUAGUUAAAUAUUGUAGAUAAGUUGGGAACGAUGUGUAGCAGAGUGAUAUGUUUGUUUUCUUUAUUCUGUGCGAUCCUGAGUGACAAGCUUUUCUUUGACUUGUGUAAAUAAGAAAUGCCAAACGAUGUG
This is a messenger RNA of Trematomus bernacchii (emerald rockcod), 1110 nucleotides long. RefSeq names its product polymerase (RNA) III (DNA directed) polypeptide G (gene polr3g). The transcript is spliced from 8 exons. Gene Ontology annotation, biological process: transcription by RNA polymerase III. Bases 269 to 919 code for a protein of 216 amino acids. The record is from RefSeq and is a predicted model, not a curated record. NCBI's taxonomy places the organism in Eukaryota, Metazoa, Chordata, Actinopteri, Perciformes, Nototheniidae. Gene Ontology annotation, cellular component: RNA polymerase III complex.